UUCCUCUUUGAACAGUUUUGCCUUUUCCUCUCACACAAGGGAGAUCUCAUUUUGUUUGAGACUGGAUACAGUUGAAACCAACCACACACCAACGAGAGGGUAUGAUGGCUAAGAAGCCCCCGAAACCAGCCCCUCGAAAGAUCUUCCACGAAAGGUUAAAGAUUACUGCGCUACCCUUGUACUUUGAUGGUUUUUUAUUAGUCAAGCGGUCAGAAUACCAGGAGUAUAAACAUUAUUGGACAGAGUUGAGAGGAACUACACUUUUCUUUUAUGCUGACAAAAAAAGUACCAUAUAUGUUGACAAGUUAGACAUAAUAGACCUCACAUGUCUUACUGACCAGAAUUCAACUGAAAAGAAUUGUGCAAAAUUCACCCUUGUUUUGCCAAAAGAGGAAGUGCAACUGAAGACAGAAAACACAGAAAGUGGGGAAGAAUGGAGACGCUUCAUUCUUACAGUAACAGAGCUGUCAGUUCCCCAACAUGUGUCACUCCUUCCUGGGCAAGUAAUCAGACUGCAUGAAAUCCUAGAGAGAGAAAAGAAAAGGAGGACUGAAACAGAGCAGAUGCUGAGUUCAUCUAUGGAAAAGGAGAAGGAACCAAUUGAAGAUUAUGUGGAUGUACUGAACCCUAUGCCAGCAUGUUUUUACACAGUAUCCCGGAAAGAAGCAACUGAGAUGCUUGAGAAGAACCCUUCCUUGGGAAAUAUGAUCCUGAGGCCUGGCAGUGACAGUAGGAACUACUCCAUCACUAUCCGGCAAGAGAUAGACAUGCCAAGAAUCAAGCACUACAAAGUAAUGAGUAUUGGAAAAAACUAUACUAUUGAACUGGAAAAACCUGUAACACUCCCAAACCUAUUCAGCGUUAUUGAUUAUUUCGUGACAGAGACUCGAGGAAAUUUACGACCAUUUAUAUAUUCAUCUGAUGAAACCCUUGAUUCCUUGGAAUUUUCUAUGUAGAAAUCAUGUCUUCUGUGAAUACUGUUCCAUGUUUUCCAAUCUGGAUACCUCAUGUAUUUUUCUUGUAUUACUGCGCUGGCUGGGAUAUCCAGAAUAAUGAUGAAUAGAAAUGGUGAGAGUGGACAUCCUUGUCUUGCUCCCAGUUUUAAAGGAAAAACAUUCCAUCUUUCACUAAUAAGUAUGAUGUUGCUGGUAGGUUUUUUUUUUUUUGAAAGAUGCCUUUUACCCUUUAUGAGGAAGUUCCCAUAAAUUCCUAGUUUGCUGAGAGGCAUUUGCUUUUUUUUAAUCAUGAAUGGAUGUUGAAUUUUAUCAAUGAUUUUUCUGCAUAUAUUGAGAUGAUCAUGACUUUUCCUUUUUUGUUUGGAUAAUAUGGUGAAUUGACUGAUUUUCCACUUUUGAACCAGCCUUGGAUCUACCCACUUGGUCAUAACGUACUGUCUUUUUUUUUUAAAUACUUUUUUUGGUCUAGUUAUGGUACAAAUAUGCUGGCAUCAAAAAAUGAGCUGAGAAGUAUCUCCUCUUCUUCUACAGUCUGGAAAAUAGGUGUAGAAUUAGUAUAAGUUUUUCCUUAAAUACUUGGCAGAAU
Manis javanica (Malayan pangolin) is the source of this 1542-nucleotide messenger RNA. RefSeq names its product signal transducing adaptor family member 1 (gene STAP1). Gene Ontology annotation, biological process: positive regulation of B cell receptor signaling pathway; cell surface receptor protein tyrosine kinase signaling pathway. Lineage: Eukaryota; Metazoa; Chordata; Mammalia; Pholidota; Manidae. Gene Ontology annotation, molecular function: signaling adaptor activity; protein kinase binding. The record is from RefSeq and is a predicted model, not a curated record.